Messenger RNA from Acyrthosiphon pisum (pea aphid), 3058 nucleotides. It is a transcript of the gene Awh, whose product is annotated as LIM/homeobox protein arrowhead. Gene Ontology annotation, cellular component: nucleus. NCBI's taxonomy places the organism in Eukaryota, Metazoa, Arthropoda, Insecta, Hemiptera, Aphididae. Gene Ontology annotation, molecular function: RNA polymerase II transcription regulatory region sequence-specific DNA binding; DNA-binding transcription factor activity, RNA polymerase II-specific. The transcript has 7 exons. The record is from RefSeq and is a predicted model, not a curated record. Gene Ontology annotation, biological process: neuron differentiation; regulation of transcription by RNA polymerase II. Bases 570 to 1610 code for a protein of 346 amino acids.
GUUUCGAUCGCUCCGCGGCGAACGGCCCACACACACACCGGUGGCGGCAGUGCGCGCUCCUUCGUGUUCGUUUAAACGUAUAUUUAUAUUAUAAUAUUAUUCCGUAUACGAACACCGUACAAUUUGUAAUAAAUUGUAUCGUUAUUGUUAUGCGAUUUAUGAAUUUUUUUUAAUAUCGUAAAAUUGUAACAGUGCGUUUGCCGUACCGGCGUAGUGCUGUGGCAGCGGCGGUGGGACAAGUAUACUUAUCCCCAUAAUAUUAUACGAUACAGACGACGGCAGAAUUUUUUUCACACAAUUAAAAUAAUAUACGUUACGGUCGCGUGCGUGUUUUUUUCCCGUUUAUUUCACCCGAAAUCUCACUUCCGUCGUGAUUUUACGAAAAUGUUUCGAAAACGCUUUUGAACGCAGGGUCGGAGAGACGCUACGCACUCUCAGCUGCAGCGGUCAUCCGACGGUGUGGAUUUUCAUCGAAUUUAUCCUCACGUUUUAUAAUAAUAUAUAGCGUAUUAUUAUUAUAUUAUACUAUCCGCUUGCGCCGAAUACAUAUAUACAGCCCGACCGCAGAUAUGAUCCAGGAAAACCGUUUCGAGUUGUGUGGUUUUCCGACCACGUACAUCAAGAACAUGAAGGAGAAAACUGCAGACAAGUCAAGACAUUUAGCGGAAGAUGCUUUAUGCGAGAACAAAAGUUUACACUUUCGUGAAAAGUACGAAUUCGUCCAAUACGUCAAGACUGAAUCGUUGCAGUGUCGAGGAUGCUCGGAUCCAAUUACGGAUAGGUUUUUAUUGAAGGUUUCUGACAAAAUUUGGCACGUAUCGUGUUUAAGAUGCUGCGUGUGCAAUUUGGUAUUAGAGGACGAACCGUCGUGUUUUAUCAAAGAUGAUUCAAUUUAUUGCCGUCAGGACUAUGCCAGGAGUUUCGGUACUGUGUGUUCAAAGUGUUCGAAAGGCAUUUCCGCUUCACAUUGGGUGCGAAAGGCCAGGGACCACGUUUACCAUUUGGCAUGUUUCCGGUGCGACGCCUGCGACCGACAAUUGAACACGGGUGAAGAGUUUGCUCUGCACGAAGGUCGUGUUCUGUGCAAACCUCAUUAUUUGGACAUCGUAGACGGCGGCACUACAAGCUCGUCAGAGGGUGGAGAUUCGGAAAGUUAUCACAGCAAGAAUAAAGCAAAACGAGUACGGACCACAUUUACCGAAGAACAGUUGCAGGUGUUGCAAGCUAAUUUCCAAUUGGAUUCUAAUCCUGAUGGGCAAGACCUGGAAAGGAUAGCCCAAAUUACUGGACUGAGCAAAAGAGUUACUCAAGUGUGGUUUCAGAAUUCUAGGGCGAGACAAAAAAAGCACUUGCACACCGGUAAAGUGAAAAACACUCCAUCCGGAUUACUUCACCACCAACAAAACGGUUCCGAAAAUCAUUUCAACCGGCACAUAAAUCUACACCUCACGUAUUCGUUUCAACAGCCUCCGUCGUCGAACCAUUCGCACCAGAGGGGAUCUCCUAUUUAUAUACCCCAAAAUCCAGCCUCGGAAACGUCGUCCCUAGACGACCUGUCUCAAGACUCCAUGAUGAUGUGUUCGGUGGGCAGGAACAGCGAUCCGGUAUGAGACGAAGACCGUGGUGGGGCCAACAACCAUCCACCACGUUGACUACGUCCGAAAUAAUAAUUAUUAUUAUUAUGAGAAAUAAUAUAAUUUAAGAAGAUAAAAUGUUUUAAAUUAUUUUUACUGUGAUAUAAUCAUAUUUAAUUAAUUAAUGUUUAAUUACCGAAUGGAAGCUUACAUUGUGUUUCAAUCCAUUCGUAUUUUAAUAUGUUAGAAUCUUUAGACGAACAAUUUACUCUCCUCGUCACAUGUAUACAAACACUUAAUUAUCAUAUUAUUAUUAUAUUAUUAAACAGCACGAUUAGUGUUCCGCGUUUAUCGGCCCGCAACUUAUGUUAAUAAUAUUCACAUAGUUACCAUUAGUUAAGCUCGUCAACAUAGGGAACUACAACCACUACGCGAUUUAGCGUCUUCUCGCACUAUACUAUAUACACGUCCGUAUAUUCGCAUUUCUUCACAGUUUCGUAUUUUUUUCGUCGAAAAUUUUUCAAGCCCAUUUAACUGUAAUAUUGUUAUAAAUACCUAAUAUUAUACGCUAUAACAGAAUUUUUCAACGGUAGAGCGUAUAUUAUAUUAUAUAGACGGAUAGUAAAAUAUUUAUCAAAAGUUGUUUAAUCUUGAUUUCUAUACACAAAGUGUUUUUCGUAUAUUCGUAUUAUUAUUAUAUUUAGCUAUUGCUGCAGACAAAAUUCGCGUACCUACUAUGCGCUUUAUCGUUACAAAAACAAUAGUGCCUACUACUUUUGAUGGUUAUUUAAUCAUAUUAUGAAUAAAUUCAGAUAUAGAUUCCGCGUUUAAGCUAAGCCCCCUCCAAUAAAAAACUGAUUCUUUUUCCGUCCGUUGCAGUUUUGAUGCGCGUUCCUAUAUAAGCAAAUUUUACUUUUUCCAAAAACCACCGAAAAUAUUUUAUUGUUAUCUAAAUGAAAUUAAAUAAUUUUAUUAAUUUUAAGAAUCUUUUUAUUAUUACUUAGGUAUAUCAUAAAAAUAGUAUCUCACGUAUUAUUAUAGUUAUUUUUUUUUUGCUUCAUCGCAUACCACACAAUGUUAUCAUAUAAUAUUAACACGGGAACCUUAUAUUGUAAUUCUUUUUAAUAGACAAUAGUUCGUUUAUAAUAUAUUAUAUUAAAUAUAUCUUAUUUUGAUCAGAUCGUGUAUAAUAAGAUGCUUGAAAUUUGUUAUUAUUAUCUUUAUCAUUAUUAUUUUUAUUAUUAUUAUCAUUAUUAUCAUUGUGAAAAUUUGAUUUUGUAUGGAAUGUAAAUUAUUGUAAUUUAUAUAUAUUAUAUUGUAAAUACGAAUCCUGGGCCGGCCCAAAAUAUUCUGCCACCCUAGGCAUAUAUAUCUGAUCUGCAACCGUCCCCCUCCUUUCCCAUCAUAAUAUAGUACUAUACCUAUACCAAUUUUGUUUACGGAAAUGUUUGUACAUAUAUAUAUUGAUAUAUUGUAUCUGUGUG